Messenger RNA from Austrofundulus limnaeus, 3106 nucleotides. RefSeq lists its product as uncharacterized. Gene Ontology annotation, molecular function: rRNA binding; neurotransmitter receptor activity; G protein-coupled ATP receptor activity. The coding region runs from base 206 to 2995 and encodes 929 amino acids. Gene Ontology annotation, biological process: rRNA processing; G protein-coupled receptor signaling pathway; neuronal signal transduction. NCBI's taxonomy places the organism in Eukaryota, Metazoa, Chordata, Actinopteri, Cyprinodontiformes, Rivulidae. Gene Ontology annotation, cellular component: plasma membrane; preribosome, large subunit precursor. The transcript is spliced from 14 exons. The record is from RefSeq and is a predicted model, not a curated record.
ACCUAUUAGUGUGUGACACACCGUGAGUACGUACUCCACCAUGUGGGAUGACUGAAGGCGGUUUUGAAGUUUCUAAUUUUACAAUAGUCGUUGCUUACGUUUUGCUAAAAGAAUGAACUGGUGUUGUUUUAGCUUAAAAGUAUAUUUACAAAAUUUAUUGUGAGUUUUAAAAAAUAUAUUUAUCGGCUUUACUUCGAUUUAAAUCAUGGGGAAAUCAAAGACCAAAAAUCAGAAGAAGGCUCGAGCUGAAGCCAGCCAUGAGGCAGAGGAGGCGUACAGAUCUGUGCCCCACUCCUUCGUGUUUCACCGGGGUCAGGUUGGGAAAAAUGUCGGYCAGCUCAUCAUGGACAUGCGGAAAGUCAUGCAGCCGUUCACCGCUGAGUCUCUGAAGGUCCGGAAAAAGAAUGUCCUAAAAGAUUUUGUGUCAGUUGCGGGACCACUUGGAGUGACCCACUUUAUAAUUUUUGGCAAAACUCCUAACAGCGUCAACAUGAGAGUUGCUCGCCUUCCCAAAGGUCCCACGCUUUAUUUCAAAGUCCUUAAGUAUUCUCUUAUCAAAGACGUGAUAUCCUCUCUGAAGAAGCACAGGAUGCACGAGCAGCAGUUCAUGCAUCACCCACUUCUUAUCCUCAGUAACUUUGGGAUGGAUGGCAUGCACGUCAAACUGAUGGCCACCAUGUUCCAACACAUGUUUCCUUCUAUUAACGUGCAAAAGGUUAACCUCAACAACAUUAAGAGGUGUGUGCUGCUUCAUUUCGACCCAGAGUCCCAGGAAAUACAAUUUCGUCACUACAGCCUGAAGGUCGUCCCUGUCGGGAUGAGCCGAGGAGUAAAGAAGUUGAUGCAGGAGAAGUUCCCCAAUAUGAGCAAAUUUGAGGACAUCAGCGAGCUGCUGAUCAAGGGAGCAAAUCUUUCAGAAAGCGAGGCUGAACAGGAUGGCGAGGACAACAUAACUGAACUUCCACAGAUCUACUCUGGAAGAGGCAACAUGGCCUCCCAGCAGAGCGCUGUCCGCUUGACUGAAAUCGGUCCUCGUAUGACCCUGCAGCUGCUAAAGAUUCAGGAGGGGAUGGGCGAAGGGAACAUUCUUUACCACUCUAUAGUAUCUAAGACUGAGGAAGAAAUACAGGAGAUCCUGAAAAGAAAAGAAGCUCAGAUAAAAGAAAAAGACGAACGUCGUAACCAACAGGAACAGAAUAUUGCUAAGAAGAACAAAAUGCGGGAAGAGCACAAGAAAAAGAGUCUUGAAGGCAUAAAGAAGAAACGAGCCGAAGCUGAAGAGGACAGUGAGGUGGAAGAUCCAGGGAAUCAGGAUGAUAAAGCUGCUGUUGAAUCUGACGAUGAUGUGGAGUACUACAGGCAGGCUGUGGGGGAAGAACCAGAUGAAGACAUGUUCCCGGGUGCCAAGAAAAGGAGACGCUCAGAAGAGUCUCAGAAACCUGCCAAGAAGAGGAAGUUGUCUCCUGCGACGUCCUCAAAAGAAAAAUUUUCCAAAUCACCGAAAAGAAAAGGUGCAGGAGGACAAAACAGAGACAAAACGGAAAAAGACAGACAUGCAAAAGGGUGGAAGAAAUCUAAGGACGGGGAGAAAACUUUUAAAAAGAAAAAAUUCCCCCCAGGAAAAGCGUUCGGCUUCAAGAAAGGUGGGGAGAGAGAAAAUAAAUUUGGUCAAAAAAAGUUUGGUGAUAAGAGAAACAAAGACAAGUCAUUCAGAUCUAAAGGCCAGAAAAACCAGUCGGGUUUCAAGAAAAAAGGUGCAGGACGAAAUCAAGGCUUCGCAAAGAAGAAAGGAAAAAGCCCCACCACCAUCAUUCCAUUCCCGAAGAAACGUGUCGUGACCUGCCUGAAUGAUUAUCGGCCUGUUGCACUCACUCCAAUAGUGAUGAAGGUUUUCGAGAGRAUUGUCAUGGGUCACAUCCAGGAGGUCGUCCCUGCCACUCUGGAUCCUCUACAGUUUGCGUAUCGUCAGAACCGAUCCACUGACGACGCAGUCAACACUGCCAUCCACACAGCCCUCACACACCUGGAGGGUGAAGGACACCUAUCUGAAUGUGAAAUGGCGGGCAACUUCUCUGACUGUGAGAAGUUUCAGAUCGGCGUGCUGCCUGCGGUGUACGGAGUGGAGUUUGUGGUGGCCUUGGCAGGAAAUGUGUUCGCCCUUUGGCUUCUGCUCACCAAAGAACGACGGAACUGGCACACGGGCGUCGUGCUGUCCUGUAACCUGGCCAUCAGCGACCUGCUGUACGUCUUCACCCUGCCUCUGCUGAUUGUCUACUACUCACUUGGGAAAGACUGGCUGUUCGGUGAAGCCGUGUGUAAAAUUGAAAGGUUCCUUUUCACCUGCAACCUGUACGUGAGCAUCUUCUUCAUCAUGGCGAUAAGCGUGAACAGAUGCGUGGCCCUCAAGUGGCCCUUCUUUGCUCGCUCCCACGUGGAGCCUGCUCACGUCAAAGUCAUCAGCAUGGUCAUAUGGGCCGUCGUCGGAGUCAUCUCCUCUCCUGUGUUGAAGUUUGCCUCCAUUUGUGGCCAUGACUACAACAAUAAGACUCUAUGUGUGUCCUUUUGUGAUCAGGAUGAGGAAAAUGCAGAACCCUUCCURAUUUACAGAUAUUUACUGGCUGUGUUUGGCUGUCUUGUCCCCUUUCUUGUGACUUUCGCUUCCUACUGUGUGGUGAUACGGGUAGUGUGGCAAAAUGUCAACAUAACAAGGCUUGAAAAACGCAAGAUUGCCUUGUUAGUCUCAUCAGUGCUCGUCAUGUAUGCUGUUUCCUUUGUGCCCUAUCAUAUCUCCCAAAUCACUCACUUCUACAAUAGGAUCCACAACCGUAACAAACCAAUUUGUUGGAUCUACAACAUGUACCAAAUGACUAAGGGGCUGGCAACGCUGAACAUGUGCAUCCAUCCUAUACUCUACAUGGCUGUGUUUGACAGCAUAAGAGUAGCUUGUUGUGGAAGCAGCUCAGAGGAAAAGACUCAAGGGACGAUGAGGAAGUAGAGCUGUUACUUGGUGAUUUUAUGUAAAUUAACUACAACCAUUUCUCUGACUUGAAAAAUAAUAAGCUAAAUAUCACAUUGCAAAUACACACACUUCUUGUUUACAGCUGUU